AUGUCCAAAUUGUUGGAUCUGUCUUUCCACUUCAAAAAGAAGGAAGUGGGAGGCUCUUGGGACAGCCGACAAAUCCCGUUUGAACGGUACAACGUGGGAUUUUUGGAAGGAAUUUAUGUGGCAAGUUUUGCCUUUAACAAGGGGUCUAAACCUCAAUAUGCAUCCAGUUCAUGCCACAAUGUCUGGGUAGUGGUGGAGUCCCUUUGCGCCACCACUAUCUCCACCAAUUCUUGCCGGUGGUGGUAUCUUUUCAGUCUUGCAAUAACUUCAACAUUGUCUAUUUCAUCACACAAACAUAUUGAAGAAUAUUGUGUGUUAUUUCAUCAUCUGAGAUCUGGGUUCGAGAAAGAGACUGAUCGAAAGAAGAUCUGCUGGAAUUUUAAGGGUCUUUUUAUUGAGGAGGAGCAAGUGGAGGAGCAACCAGCUUUCAGUGUCAAGAGCUUCCUCUGGCACGGCGGCUCCGUCUAUGAUGCUUGGUUCAGUUGUGCUUCAAAUCAAGUGGCACAAGUUCUAUUGACAUUGCCAUACUCAUUCUCCCAACUGGGAAUGCUAUCUGGAAUUCUGCUUCAAAUAUUCUAUGGCAUAUUGGGUAGUUGGACAGCCUACCUCAUCAGUGUUCUAUACGUCGAAUAUCGAAGUCGAAAGGAGAAAGAAGGUGUUAGCUUCAAGAAUCAUGUCAUUCAGUGGUUUGAAGUGCUGGAUGGAUUACUUGGUCCUUAUUGGAAAGCUGUAGGUUUAGCCUUCAACUGUACUUUUCUACUAUUUGGAUCUGUCAUCCAACUCAUUGCUUGUGCAAGUAACAUAUAUUACAUAAAUGAUCGACUGGACAAGAGGACAUGGACUUAUAUAUUCGGAGCAUGCUGUGCCACUACAGUUUUCAUUCCUUCUUUUCACAAUUACAGAAUUUGGUCUUUUCUUGGCCUCGGAAUGACAACAUAUACGGCUUGGUACUUGACCAUAGCAGCCCUUAUUCAUGGCCAGGCCGAAGAUGUGCAACACUCGGGUCCAUCAAAGCUGGUUCUGUACUUCACCGGAGCCACCAAUAUUCUGUACACCUUCGGUGGACAUGCUGUGACUGUGGAAAUUAUGCAUGCAAUGUGGAAACCUCAAAAGUUUAAGUACAUUUACUUAUUGGCCACAUUAUAUGUUUUCACUCUAACCUUGCCAUCGGCUUCUGCCGUCUACUGGGCGUUCGGCGAUCAGCUCCUUAACCACUCCAAUGCCUUCUCCCUCCUCCCAAAAACCGCUUGGAGGGAUGCUGCCGUUGUUCUUAUGCUUAUUCACCAGUUUAUUACAUUCGGAUUUGCAUGUACACCAUUGUACUUUGUGUGGGAGAAGGUGAUAGGAAUGCAUGACACAAAAAGCAUAUGUUUGAGGGCACUUGCAAGAUUGCCAAUAGUGAUUCCAAUCUGGUUUUUGGCCAUUAUUUUCCCUUUCUUUGGCCCCAUAAACUCUGCAGUUGGGGCACUUUUAGUGAGUUUCACAGUCUACAUUAUCCCAUCUCUUGCUCAUAUGCUCACAUACCGAAAAGCCACUGCUCGUCAGAAUGCAGCAGAAAAGCCUCCGUUUUUCUUGCCAAGCUGGACAGCCAUGUAUGCACUGAACAUAUUUGUGGUAGGUUGGGUUUUCGUGGUUGGAUUUGGGUUUGGAGGAUGGGCAAGCAUGACAAAUUUUGUCAGACAAGUCGACACAUUCGGGCUCUUUGCUAAAUGUUAUCAGUGUAAGCCUCCAACGCCCGCACAUCAAUCCCCGGUAGCUCCCCACCAUUAG
This is a messenger RNA of Fraxinus pennsylvanica, 1770 nucleotides long. Lineage: Eukaryota; Viridiplantae; Streptophyta; Magnoliopsida; Lamiales; Oleaceae. The record is from the annotation of a GenBank genome assembly.